Molecule: messenger RNA, 1857 nt
Organism: Chilo suppressalis (striped riceborer)
Lineage: Eukaryota; Metazoa; Arthropoda; Insecta; Lepidoptera; Crambidae
Source: the annotation of a GenBank genome assembly
GAACAAUGUCAAGACGACACUGAUACAAAAAUGGAGUUGGCAACGCUGACAACGGUUGGAAGCAAAGAGAAUUCAGCACAUCGCACAGAUAACGGAAACCGAAUCAACGAUUGCAGAGAGCCGUUUAACGAUGGCAGUAUAUGUGCCGUUUUGGUAAACGACAAAACGACUGGAAAUUUGAUUAACGAUAAAGUUGUGAAUAACGAUAAUACGACUGGAAGUUUAGAUAACGAUGCAGUUGUGAUUGACGAUAAAAUGAUUGGAAGUGUAGAUAACGAUUGCUAUAACGAUAGGUUAAACGGUAAUGUGAUAAGUGAUUAUAGUAAUAAGACUGAUAAUAUGACGGAAGUGCAAAGGUUCUACAAUGGUAAAAGCAUAUUGAUAACGGGCGCUACGGGGUUCCUUGGCAAAAUUCUAAUGGAAAAGCUUUUGAGGUGUUGCCCAGGAGUGGACAACUUAUAUUUACUGGUCAGGCAGAAGAGGGGCAAAGACAUCUACACGAGAGUGGAGGAAAUAUUCGACGAUCCGGUGUUUGAUCGUCUCAAAGAGGAAGUACCAAAGUUCAGACAUAAGUUAGUUGUUAUACCAGCUGACUGCGAAGCGGCGGGACUCGGCCUGACGCUGUCAGACAGGCAGAUACUCACUGAAAAGGUGAACAUAAUUUUCCACUCUGCGGCGACUGUGAAAUUUGAUGAGCACUUAAGAGCGGCACUUAACACGAAUGUGAGGGCGCCGUUACACCUCCUGAGGCUCGCGCGAGAUAUAAAGAAAUUGGAUGUGUUAAUGCACAUAUCGACGGCGUAUUCGAACUCGCAUCUUCAUUUCGUCGAGGAAAGAUUCUACUCCUGCGACGUGACUUGCAACCAACUUCAAGCCGAAGUCGACAAGAUGACCGACUUCGAGAUUGACAAAGCUUUACCGAGGAUUCUCGGUGCAUGGCCCAACACAUACACUUUCACUAAGGCUUUAGCGGAAAAGGAACUUCGCUUAAGCGCCGGAGACAUACCAGUAGGCAUAUUCAGGCCUGCCAUUGUGACUUCAACGUGGAAGGAACCCCUCAAGUGUUGGUUGGACAAUUUGUAUGGACCGAACGGUGUAGCAAUUGGCAGUGCAACGGGCAUCCUGAGGACGUUGCAGUGCGACGAAACGGCCACUGCGGAUAUAGUGCCCGUGGACAGCGUCGUCAACUGCCUCAUGGUGGCUGCAGCUGGCGUGCACGCCCAAUACAAAAACAGUCCCCCUCUUGAACCUCCAAUCUUCAACUACGUAAGCUCAGUGGAGAACAGGAUAACUUGGGGAGACUUCAUGGCACAGAAUAUGGCGAGAAUAGACCGGCACCCCUUCUCGAACGCUGUAUGGUACAUAUCGCUGACGCUAACCAAAUCCGCUUUCGUUAACAACCUCAACAAGAUAUUCCUUCACCUUAUGCCUGCCGCCCUGGUGGACGGAGUAGCCAUUUGUUUGGGGAGGAAACCAAAGAUGCUAAAAGUUUACCGUAAGAUACACAAGUUCUCCUCUGUUCUAUCAUAUUUCUGCACAAGAGAGAUUACGUUCUGCAACAAGAGAACGAGGUUACUGUGGGACCACACUUCGGACGCUGACAAAAAGAUCUUCCCAUUCAGCAUGGCUGAUGUGGACUGGAACGAAUAUUUUGACGAGUAUCUCGCGGGAAUUAGGAGAUACCUGUUUAAAGAGAGUGAUGCUACCUUAUUACAGGCCCGGAUGAAAUGGAAAAGAUUGUACUACCUUCAUCAGUUAGUACGAGUACUUUUCUACUGUUUCGCCAUAUACGCUCUAUGGUCGGUGAUAUCGAAUGUAUUUUAAAAAUAAUAAAUAAAAAUAUCAGGCCAAAUACAU